This is a messenger RNA of Rotaria sordida, 1242 nucleotides long. The record is from the annotation of a GenBank genome assembly. Lineage: Eukaryota; Metazoa; Rotifera; Eurotatoria; Philodinida; Philodinidae.
AUGAAGAAUAGUUUUAAAUUAUCUCGUUAUUUACCGCAUCAUUAUCAAGAUAAUGGUUACAAUGAUUAUCCAACAGAUACAAAAUAUCCAUCAAUAUGCGCAGGUUGUAAUUGUCAAAUUUAUGAUCAAUAUUUAUUAAAAGUUGCACCUGAUCUUGAAUGGCAUAUACAAUGUUUAAAAUGUUAUGAAUGUGGGCAAUAUUUAGAUGAAACUACAACAUGUUUUGUUCUCGAUGGAAAAACUUUUUGCAAAUUUGAUUAUAUACGAUUGUUUGUAUCUAAAUGUGCCAAAUGUCAUCAAUCAUUUUCUAAAAAUGAUUUAUUUAUUCGUACAACAUUUUAUCGAAGAUUUCAUACAGAUUGUUUUCGUUGUGAUCAUUGUGAUCGUUUACUUACAUCGGGUGAUGAAUAUUAUAUCCAUAGACAGAAUGAAAUUUUAUGUCGACAACAUUUUCAACAAUUAUCAUUAAAUGAAACUAGUUGUACAGAAUCAAAAUCAUCAUCAUCAUCUUCAUCAUCAGAUUCAGCUGGAAUUCCAACAGCAGCAACAAACAAUAAUAUUCCAUUACGUCCACCACCAACUUCAUCAUCUUCAUCUACAGCAUCAAGUUCAUCAAAUCAAGUAACAGUAGGACUUAAUAAUACAUCAAAAUCAACAACAAAUAAUGGAAAUCUUAUACGUAAAGAUAAAACAACACGUAUGCGUACAGUAUUAAAUGAAAAACAAUUAUUAACAUUACGUACAUGCUAUAGUGCAAAUCCGAGACCGGACGCACUUAUGAAAGAACAACUUGUUGAAAUGACACAAUUAUCACCACGUGUUAUACGUGUUUGGUUUCAAAAUAAACGAUGUAAAGAUAAAAAGAAAAGUAUAUUAGUAAAACAAACUCAAGAACAACAAAAAGUUUUAUCAAGUCUUAAUCAUGGUAUACCAUUAGUUGCAUCAUCACCUGUACCAAAUGAUAUGAAUAUUGGUUUACCACCAGCAUCACUUGUUGAAGUACAAUAUCAUUCAGGUGGUCCAUGGAAAACUUUUAAUGAAACAUAUCCUUCAUAUACAAAUGAUUAUCAUUUAAAUAAUCAUCAACAUCAUUUACAACGACAACAAAAUUUUCAUGAUAAUGUUUUAAGUGGUUUUGCAUCAGAAGAUGAUAGCAAUUGUUUUGAUGCAUCACAAUAUAGUGAAGAACGUAGUGACAAUAGUUGUGAUGGAAGUGGAACUGGUCAACUAACACUCUUGUAA